Messenger RNA from Salvia splendens (bonfire salvia), 953 nucleotides. RefSeq lists its product as uncharacterized. Bases 89 to 895 code for a protein of 268 amino acids. The transcript is spliced from 5 exons. Lineage: Eukaryota; Viridiplantae; Streptophyta; Magnoliopsida; Lamiales; Lamiaceae. The record is from RefSeq and is a predicted model, not a curated record.
CUCCCUCGCGCAAUUCGAUCUGUGUAGGUGCAAUUCCGGUUGCCGUUCAUAGCCCCGGUGACCCCAAUUCUGCACCAGAAGCAUAGAUAUGGUUGUCCUCUUCAAUCUCAAUUACCUUUCUCUCCCAUCCAAUCACCACCACCACUCCACUAUCAAAUUGAAAGCAACGGCUGUAAUUAAUGACCGAGGUUGCGCCGCCGCCGGCGGAUUCAGGAGAGACCGGCCAAUUCUCAAACUCAAAUGGCAAUGCGCCGUUACGAAACCUUUGCGGCUGAUGAAGAUAGACGCUCAAAUGGUGAAUCCAACCACCUACUCUUCACGAAUUUCCACUGACAUCCCUCUCUACGAAAUUCCCGGGGCUUCCUUUGAUGAGUAUUUGGAAGAUAAGCCCAGGGUUUUUAAGGCCAUCUUUCCAGAUCAGCGUAAGAGCGACCAAAUCAAUCAGGACGUGUGGAGGGUACGGAUGCUACCAAUAGAAUUCCUAUUUCUGACUGCGUCACCAGUAGUCGACAUGAGGCUAAGAUGUAAAUCUAGUGGGAUUGGAUACCCACACGGAAUCCCUCCCGAGAUUUCAAAGGUUCUUGAUCUUGAAAUCAUUAAGUGGGAGCUGCAGGGCCUAGAUGACAUUUUCAAGCCAUCGGAAUUCUCCCUAUGCGUGAAAGGGGCUCUCUAUCCCGACAGACGUGGAUCACGAAGCAGGUUGAAAGGCCAACUACAGAUGAGCAUAAGCUUCGUCCUACCUCCCGUGCUUUCAUUGGUUCCUGAAGACAGCCGAAGAGAUGUUGCUGAGUCGGUUUUGAAGAGUUUGGUGGGCAAUAUGAAAGAUAAAGUAAAUGGAAGCUUGACUGCAGACUAUAGUCAAUUCAAGAGAGAAAGACCAAAGGAUUUAGCAUGAUGGGUGAUGAUUUGGCGAAUUUUUGAUGGGAAUAAAUGCAAGUAAUAAACGAUCACAA